Messenger RNA from Opisthorchis viverrini, 1687 nucleotides. RefSeq lists its product as hypothetical. Gene Ontology annotation, molecular function: signaling receptor activity. Lineage: Eukaryota; Metazoa; Platyhelminthes; Trematoda; Opisthorchiida; Opisthorchiidae. The coding region runs from base 248 to 1687 and encodes 479 amino acids. Gene Ontology annotation, biological process: adiponectin-activated signaling pathway. Gene Ontology annotation, cellular component: plasma membrane. The transcript is spliced from 8 exons. The record is from RefSeq and is a predicted model, not a curated record.
GUGGCGCGUAUUUUGGAUCUUUAGCCAUUGCCGCCCGUCAGCUGAUCGCCGCGGUUGCGUCAAUUCCACACUCUCCUCCUGGCUCCUUUGUGGUUGCCAGGGGUGAAGAACCAUAACUCUGGCAUUUUCUGGCCAUAAACGUACCACCCAUACUGACCCGGAAGUUCGGAAUUACCAAUGGUAACCCACUUGUCCUUUUUCAAUUUUCUCCUAGGACACAUCGCGGUCACAAAUCACACACAGGCGGAUGCAUUCCGAUGGAUCUGCCCAGCUUGGAAGCUUGUCAGCAGAUGAUUUGCGUGAACCAAUUGAUGGCAAAUCCAUGAACGAUGGACUAACUGAUAUAUCUUCUUGUUCUGGUAUAAGAAAGAGGAAAUUCCAAGAAUUUUGUCUGCUGGAUGAUUCCUCCAGUCUCUCAACUUCAUCUUGUCGGGCUGGUCGUUCCGAAAAAAGCGCCGAUAUUUCAUUGACAUCUCAACACCAGAAAGCUCAUCCCCAUACUACUUUUACACAUAGACGAUGUGCUAGUCACAGUGGGUACUUAACGUCGGCUGCUCACGAACUCGGAGAAGCGGCUAUUUGUGCUGUUGAGCAAGCUGAAGAACUUGUAUUGCAUCUCUGGAAGCAGGGUUGGAAGGUGGUACAUCAUCACAGUUUGCCUCAUUGGCUCAAAGAUAAUGAUUUCUUGUUGCGUGGCCAUCGUCCCCAGCUGCCUUCUUUUCGAGAAUGCUUUCGGUCUAUUUUCCGAUUGCAUACGGAGACAGGAAAUAUAUGGACACACCUUAUCGGCUUCGUUUGUUUCCUUAUUUUGAGCAUCACAUUCUUGCUUCGACCGGGCAUCCAUUUGAACUGGCAAGAGAAGCUUGUCGUGCAGAUCUUCUUCCUGAGUGCCAUUCUUGCUCUUGGGUUUUCGUGGCUCUUUCACACUGUCUACUGCCAUUCCGAACGUGUUGGACGGCUGUUUAACAAGUUGGACUAUGUUGGUAUAGCAGUCUUGGUGUUUGGCUCAUCCAUUCCUUGGCUCCACUACUCGUUCUACUGCCACGUUCCCUUCAAAGUGAUUUACAUGAGUGCCGUAUUCAUCCUCGGUUCUGUUUGUGUCGUGGUUUGUACACAAGACUACUUCCUUGCUCCGGCCUAUCGAGGUGCUAGGGCAGCUGUUUUCAUAGGUCUCGGGUUGUCAGCCGUGGUCCCCUGCACCCACUAUCUGUUGAUGGAAGGUUUCUGGGAAGCUGUGAGCUAUUCUGCUUUCGGCUGGCUCGUUCUCAUGGCUGUACUUUAUAUCUCCGGAGCGUUUCAAAGUCACCAAAUUUUCCACGUCUUUGUCGUGUUGGCGGCGUUGGUUCAUCUGAACGGGAUCAUGCAAAUCGCCGAAUAUCAUUCAAUCCCAAGCGCACCGUCUCUACUGGCACUUGCUUUCUGUGAUCCGGUCAUUCUUGUCCCCCAUCUAGUGGCAUCCGAAGAUGAGGACUUGUGUCUUCUUCUUGGAAGCAUUCUUUCAUUCGACUCUUCAUCUUCCCGAGCCACCUUGUAUAUGUAUGUGAAACACAAGCUGAAUCAGUCUGCUGGAAUGAUCAGCAGUGCCUUAAACUUGGUGCAGCUUGAUACGAUCGUUUCAAUGAAUUCUCUAGGUGGAUCGACAUUUUGCAGUAGCGUCAGCAACCGGUUCUCCGGUUAUCACACCUAA